CAUCGACACCUAAAAUGGCAACCGCUGGCACUUCGGGACAGGCGACCUUCGGUCUGGGCAGGAGGAAGAAGAACCCUGGUCUACUGGACCAGAUUGGGAAGUUCUUUGGAGGGGACAAGAAGAGGAAGAGCAAGGGGUCCUUCCGGGGUUCCGCCGCCCCCGUCCAGGCCUCCCCUCGUCGCCGUGGGGAAGAGAACGCCGUGGUGCACUUCUUCAGAUCCAUUGUUUCCCCUCCUCCUCCCAAAUCCAGGUGGAGAGGACUUUCUGCCAAAUUAGGCCUGGGGGACCAGAGGUCCUCGCAGUCUCGCUCUGAUGCCAGCAAAUCUCCCUUCAAAGGACAGAAAGACCGCCGGGGAGAAGGGGAGGGCACCCUGUCCAGGAUCUUCAAAAUGGGAGGAAGCCGAUCUGGUUCACCAGCGAAACGCUGAUGUCACUUCCUUCUGAUCCCCUUUUAAAGGAACAAGAUGUCAACUUAAAAGAGGAAAGAAGAAAAAAGGAAGGAAAUCUCCGCUUGACAGACUCACACCUUGCUCUGCUCUUUAACGCACUAAUAACCGCCGCGCCUCGUUUCCCUGGCAGCAGAUAGCAUCGAGACCUCCGCGCAUAGUUAGCCCCGCUGCGAAUCCAGUGCGGUCGCCAUACUGUAUGUGAGACCGUUGUCGAAGACGUCGCUGGUUGCCUCACAAGCUAAGUCCUAAAGGAUUCGGGGUUUCUCUUUUUUUUCUUUGCUACCAUCUUCAAAAUGUCCAAAAAAAAAAAAAACCAAAACAAAAUUAAAAAAACAAAACAAAAAAAACAAAAACAAAA
Anguilla rostrata (American eel) is the source of this 807-nucleotide messenger RNA. Its product is annotated as myelin basic protein-like. Lineage: Eukaryota; Metazoa; Chordata; Actinopteri; Anguilliformes; Anguillidae. Gene Ontology annotation, molecular function: structural constituent of myelin sheath. The transcript has 6 exons. The record is from RefSeq and is a predicted model, not a curated record. Bases 15 to 428 code for a protein of 137 amino acids.